CAACGUGGACUCUCAAAUUUUGAACUUCAUUAUCCUAUUUUCAAGUUUUCUGAAAUCAUCUCUCUACAGCUUUUCCGAAAUCAACUUCCUCAACCUCAACGGGAUCAAAAAGUUCGACAACCUCGCUCCUGUCGUCGAGAUCCAGUUUCCCACGAGGUAUUCCCAAGUGUAUCACAUCUCUACAUAUGUUUUGCCGAAUUACACCAAUUCUGUGUGUUCUUGGCUAGGGUUUGUUGAUUUCGUGAGUGCCCAAAAAUAGAAUACGGAUGUGGCUCACCGUCGAUCUAUUCAAUUUUGUAUAAAAUUUCUUCAAGAUUUUCCCUUCGUUGUUUGCACAAAACAUUCACUACAAAUUUUAAAAAACGACAUUUAUGUAGAUUGAAUGAAGUGUUCUUAUUAAGUCAUAAAAAAAGUUGAUUCAAUUCAGUUUCUGUUUUCAAUAUUCUGAUCCGCGUUAUGUAAGUUAUAUAAAUAGAUCCUGUUGAUUCAUCAGGUUAAAGUGAGUUGGUUGAAUUUUCAAACUAUACAUUGCAAAUCGGGUUUGAUUAUGCAAUAUCAAGCUCUUAUUUUGUUCUCCUGGUCUUUGCGUAUUGAAAACCUUUUGUUUCUAGUCCACAUAGAUGCUUGUAGGUCAGUUCAUGCAAGAGUCAAUGGCGAGUUUGUUAGACGACAUACUACGAAACUACUUCGUAGCGAGAAUUUGUAUAUUGUACCACAUUUUCAGCUGAUUAGCCCAAUCAAAGAAGAGGAAAUGGUCUCAGACCGUUCGUCCAUACAACAUACAUAAUAGAGUCCAUCCCAGGAGAGUCAUAUGGAGCGACUAGUAGGUACAACCGAUACUGAUUGCCUGGUGAACCUAAGGACCGUAAUGCAUUCAGAAAACUAUGUAGGAUGUAUAGAGAGUUAGGUUUCCUGCGAGACAAACACUCUGUAUACAUUGAAGAACAAGUUGCAAUCUUCUUGGGAGUUUUGGCACAUCAUAAGAAAAACAGGAUAGUUCAAUUUUCAGCGAUCUGGACAUACAGUUUCCGGAUAUGUGCACAAAGUUCUGAAGGCUAUAAUACAGAUGCAGUCACGAUUCAUUGCGAAGACGGAGCCCAUUAAGGAUGAUUGCGUUGACUAUAGGUGGAAAUGGUUCAAGGGUUGUCAAGGUGCCUUAGAUGGUACAUACAUCAAUGUGUUGGUCCUAACUGCAGAUAAACCGCUCUACCAGACACGCAAGGGGCAAAUUUCAACAAACACCCAUGCGAUCGAUACAUGCGUUUCACGUAUAUGUUGCCUGGUUGGGAGGGUUCUGCUGGUGAUGUCUGUGUUCUACGCGACACUGUCACUCACCCACACGGGCUGGUGCCCGUUGGUAUGAAUGUCCUUAUUUUGUUUUAAAAUACAAAUUUUGAUAUUACUUACCACAUAUAUACAAGUUAAACUUAACUACUCCAUCGAGCACAAUAGGUAAUUACUACCUAUGUGAUAACGGGUACGCAAACAACACCGAAUUUCUUACACCAUACAGAGUAGUACAUUACCACUUGAAUGAGAUUGCCGACGAUGUGGGUGUGCGCUUCUCAUGGUCGGAGUUGUAGCAGAGGUUCCAAUCUUUCGAGCAACGGUUCAUCGUUUUCAAAGAGGUGGUGGAUACUGAUGGAGUUUCCGGAACGUCCAUUUUAACACGAUGGCAGCUGCUUCACCGGUGUGGAAUACAGUUCUUAAGAAAAAUAGUUUGGCUGUGUGCUACAAUAAUGGGGAGCCAAAGUUCAACCUGCUAUCAAUGUUGUUCGGCCACCCUGAGAUGAAGACCGAGACGAAGACAGAAGUGAUACUCAUAUCAGACUCCACCAAAUCACUUCAGGAUGGCGGCGGGAGACUCGACACACGGGUAAAGGCAAUGAAAGCAAUGUCCGGCGAGGGGACUGACUCUGUCUGUUCACCAGAUGGGGACCUCAUACGCAGGCUGGAAAAUGCAUAUCCUCUGAGGCCGAGUAAACCAUGCGGUGACCACAAAGAUUCGCUGCAUGCUAGCUCUUGCGGGUCGUCCACCCCGGCUACUUGGUGGCAGCACUACGCCCAGUAGGACACUUUCCAAGUUAUGAAAAGUAAGCUACUGAUAUGCUUUUGGGUGACUAAACCUGUAUGCAUUAGUUUUAUUUUAAUGGUUCCGAAACUAGUUUGAAUGGUCUACAUAUAUCAUUAUUAUUUCGACUACCUCAUGAGAGCUUCAAUGUUCAAGGAAGUUGUUCGUUAUGGCA
Molecule: messenger RNA, 2246 nt
Organism: Salvia splendens (bonfire salvia)
Lineage: Eukaryota; Viridiplantae; Streptophyta; Magnoliopsida; Lamiales; Lamiaceae
Exons: 3
Coding region: 1673-2071 (132 amino acids)
Source: RefSeq, a predicted model, not a curated record